Trichosurus vulpecula (common brushtail) is the source of this 5119-nucleotide messenger RNA. RefSeq names its product collagen alpha-2(VI) chain-like. NCBI's taxonomy places the organism in Eukaryota, Metazoa, Chordata, Mammalia, Diprotodontia, Phalangeridae. The coding region runs from base 368 to 3430 and encodes 1020 amino acids. The record is from RefSeq and is a predicted model, not a curated record. The transcript has 28 exons.
UGUGGACCGAGGCUGCCCCAGACCCUGAAGUAGUGACACCCAAGGGGAAGGAGAGGAGGAGAAUUAUAAAGUAGGCAGGGACUUACUUGGGGGCGAGACAGCCGAGGCUAGCUCUCGCUGGGCAAGGCAGAAGCUUCGGCCACUCCCAACAGAUUUUCUCUCCUCUUAAAAAAAGUCCAUUUGGAUUGCGAGAACAACUCGGAGGAAACGGAUCCCAACUUUUUUCUGGAGAAGAUGCUCGGGCCCUACUGAGUCCCAAAGCUCCACAAAGUUUCUUCUCCCCUGCCUGUCUGGGUGUCCCCCGCCCCAGGACCAUCGGAUGACCAGUUUCUCAGGAGGAAAAUCCCCUUGAAGUGGAGCCUCAAAGAUGUUCCAAAAGCUAUUUCCCACACUCCUGGUCUGGGGCCUCCUGGGAUCCCUUCAUGCUCAACAGCAAGAAGCAUUCCUCGAAGGCAGCACCACGGAGAGAGCCAGCAACUGCCCAGAGAAAACAGACUGCCCCAUCAAUGUGUACUUUGUCCUGGACACCUCAGAGAGUGUGACCAUGCAGUCUCCCAUAGACAGCCUGUUGAGCCAAAUGCAGCAGUUCCUUCUCCAGUUCACCAGCGAGCUGAAGAACCAGCACUACCGUGACCAGGUAGCCAUCAGCUGGCACUAUGGAGGCUUGCACUUCUCUGAUGAGGUGGAAAUAUUCAGCCCCCUGGGCAGCGACGAAGCCACCUUCAAAUCCAGGCUCCAGAAAAUCAGGUCCUUCCGCCGAGGCACCUUCACAGACUGCGCCAUCGCCAACAUGACCCAGGAAAUCAUGAGAAAUCCCAGCAAGGGCACGAACUUUGCCAUAGUAAUCACUGACGGGCAUGUGACCGGGAGCCCAUGCGGCGGCAUCAAGAUGCAGGCUGAAAGAGCCCGGGACAUGGGCAUCAAGCUCUUCUCGGUGGCCCUCAACCAGAACAAGAAUGAACACGGGCUUCGAGAAAUCGCCAACCUCCCCCAUGAGCUCUACCGAAACAACUACCUCACCAUCAGAGAGGACUCAUCUAUUGACCAGGACACCAUUGACAGAAUCAUCAAGGUCAUGAAACACGAAGCAUAUUCAGAGUGCUACAAGGUGAGCUGCCUACAGAUCCAAGGUCCUCCUGGUCCCAAGGGUUAUCGAGGACAGAAGGGUGCCAAGGGGAACAUGGGCGAGCCAGGCGAACCUGGGCAGAAAGGACGGCAGGGAGACCCAGGCAUUGAGGGGCCCAUUGGCUUUCCCGGACCCAAGGGUGUCCCUGGUUUGAAAGGCGAGAAGGGUGAAUAUGGUGGAGACGGAAGAAGGGGAGCUGCUGGGCUGGCAGGCAAGAAUGGGACAGAUGGACAGAAGGGGAAGCGGGGACGCAUUGGACCCCCUGGCUGCAAAGGGGACCCUGGUGACAGAGGCCUUGACGGUUACCCGGGGGAAGCCGGAAGCCCGGGAGAACAAGGGGACCAGGGCAGCAAGGGAGAUUCUGGCCGCCCAGGACGCCGAGGACCGCCAGGACUGGAUGGAGAGAAAGGAAAUCCGGGUUACCAAGGUAACAACGGAGCCCCUGGAAGCCCAGGUGUAAAGGGAGCCAAAGGAGGACCAGGACCCAGAGGACCCAGAGGAGAACAGGGUCGUCGAGGAGAUCCAGGGUCCAAAGGCGGCCCAGGAAAUGAUGGGCCAAAGGGAGAAAAGGGAGACCCUGGCCCCGAAGGACCCAGAGGCCUGGCAGGAGAAAUUGGAAACAAAGGAGCCAAGGGUGACCGUGGCUUGCCUGGGCCCAGAGGACCUCAGGGCAACCUUGGAGAGCCAGGAAAGCAGGGAUCACGUGGGGACCCAGGAGAUGUUGGUCCCAGAGGAGACUCAGGACCUCUAGGACCCAAGGGAGACCGAGGUCGACCUGGCUUCAGUUACCCUGGACCUCGAGGAGAACCGGGAGAAAAAGGCGAGCCUGGACCCCCAGGCCCAGAGGGUGGAAGAGGGGACUUUGGCAUCAAAGGAGCCCCAGGAAGAAAAGGAGAGAAAGGAGAGCCGGCAGAUCCUGGCCCCCCUGGAGAGCCUGGCCCCAGAGGACCCAAAGGAUCUCCGGGCCCAGAGGGUGAACCUGGUCCCCCUGGAGACCCUGGCCUGACGGAAUGUGACGUCAUGACCUAUGUGAGGGAGACAUGCGGCUGCUGUGACUGUGUGAAGCACUGUGGAGCUCUGGACAUCGUGUUUGUCAUUGACAGCUCUGAGAGCAUUGGCUACACCAAUUUCUCACUGGAGAAGAAUUUUGUCAUCAAUGUGGUCAACAGGCUUGGUUCCAUCACCAAGGAUCCCAAUUCAGACACAGGGACUCGCAUCGGUGUGGUUCAGUACAGCCAUGACGGGACCUUUGAGGCCAUUAAGCUGGACGAUGAGCGGAUUACCAGCCUUUCCCAAUUCAAGGAGGAGGUGAAAAAGUUAGAGUGGAUCGCGGGGGGCACCUGGACACCCUCGGCCCUGAAUUACACCUACAACGCACUCAUCAAGGGCAGCAGGCGGAAGAAGACAAAGGUGUUCGCGGUCGUCAUCACAGAUGGGCGCCACGAUCCCCGCGAUGACGAACAGUCCCUGACAGCCUUGUGUAACACGGUUGAGAACGUCGUGGUCACGGCCAUUGGCAUCGGGGACAUGUUCAACGAGCAGCACGAGAGCGAGAGCCUGAGGUCGAUCGCUUGCAACCAGAAGGGCCAAGUCCGCAACAUGACCUUGUUCUCCGACUUGGUGGCUGAAAAGUUCAUCGACGAGAUGGAAGUUUUCCUCUGCCCAGAUCCACAGAUUGUCUGCCCCGACCUUCCCUGCCAAACAGAACUGUACGUAGCCCAGUGUACCCAACGGCCUGUUGAUAUUGUCUUCCUGCUGGAUGGCUCAGAGAGGAUCGGGGAGCGCAACUUCCACAAAGCCCACCGCUUUGUGGAGGAGGUGGCACGGAGGCUGACCCUAGCCCGGCGACACGACGACUCCAUGAAUGCCCGGGUGGCCCUCCUCCAGUACGGCAAUGAGAGGGAGCAAGAGGUCGUCUUCCCGCUCACCUCCAACCUGACAGUGAUCCACAAUGCCCUCAGCAACAUCCGAUACCUCAACUCCUUCUCCCACAUCGGCACCGGCAUCAUACAUGCCAUCAACAACAUCGUCAUGGACCAGCAGGCGGGCGCCCGCCGUAAUGCUGAGCUCUCCUUUGUCUUCAUCACUGAUGGCAUCACAGGCGAGAUGAGCCUGAAUGAGUCACUCCACUCCAUGAGGAAGCAGGAUGUCGUGCCCACCGUGCUGGCCCUGGGGAAUGACGUCGACAUGGACCUUCUCAUGAAGAUCAGCCUGGGGGAUCGCUCCGCCAUCUUCCAAGAGAAGGACUAUGACAGCCUGUCCCAGCCCAGCUUCUUCGAUAGGUUCAUUAGAUGGAUCUGCUAGCUCUCACCCAAAGUUUCAGAAGGCACAUAUCCCAAGCAUUCCAUCUCACCCCCACCCUGUCCUGACCCCGGAACACAGAUGUCCACAGACCCCUGAGAUACGGUCCCGCUCCUCUCUUCUGAUUUCAGCCAGUGAUGGGGAACUCCAUGCCUUAGCCCAGAGGGACUCCCGCGAAGAUGGAGCACCCCUGCAGGCCAGGCAGGGAACGGAUCUGGAUUCUUCGUGAUGAAUCACGAGCAGUAAAUAGUCCUAAACUCUUAAUGGUGCUAAUCGAAAACAGGAACGCAGAAGGACUCCAAGUCAUAGCCUAACCUUUCCAAUGCUUCUUCAAGUACCAAGUAGUUCCCCACUCUGCGUGCGUGUGAGUGCAUGUGGGGUGCAUGGGUACACAGAUUCAUAUCAGAGGCAUUUUUAGAAGGGAAACCUCAGUGUCCCCCUACGAUGAGGCACAAGUGGCCUCAUGAGUCUCCAAGAUGAUCCCAGGGGGCUUUCCUUUCAUUGUUCCCACACUAGUCCUGAUGAAGUCCAGAUUAUUGACCUUCCAGUCCCAUCUUUGAGAUGGAUUCUCAUGUUCCCUUGACCACCCCCACAGCCCCGGAGAGGUGGAUGCAGAGCUUCCAGGGGAGUGAACAAGUAAACAGACACAUAAUCAGAGCAGCGCUGACCAGUGCUGGUGGGGAGCCAGUCCCCCUUCAGUCCAUCCCACGCACAUGGCAGAAUGCUUUUCCUGGAGCGUCAUGGUCGCCUCACCACCUCCCCACACCAGGACCUGCAAGGCCUCUCUCAUACCUCUUGCACCCACCAUGAGCAUCGUGGCCUCCCCAUCUAACACCACCGAGCAGGGAGACAGACUGCCACCUCCAAAACCUUCGACCGAGGGCCCCUGUCCCUGCCCCCUCCUUCCCAGCAGCCUCUCCCCACCUCCCCGCCAAGUUCCGCGAUGAGGGAACUUGAGCUUUCUCUUUCCUUGCCCUUGCCCCAGUCACCCCUUUGAAAUCCAGCCCCAGGUGCCCGUUUCUCCUUGGAUGGUUCCGUGCCUUCUUAGCACUCCUACAUUGCUUUUCCUGCUUGCUGAGAGAGCUGCUCAGUGCAUUUCCUCCAUCGGUGCUUCAUCUGCCCCACCUUGAUUUCAAGAGCAAAGAUCCCAUCCUUCUCGUGUGAUGGAGGAGGGCUACACACACUCGGUACCGCAUAAGUGCUCAUCCAUUGGCUCACCCCCAGCUGCAGAGAGCCUUGUUCUUCCCAAAGUGGUGCGCCUCUGCUGGUCUCCUACUCCCUCCCUGCACUUGGGUCAGCCUUCCCUUUCAUUGCCACCAUGUGCUCCAUCAUGAGUGAGCUCAGGCCUCCCUCAGAAAAGGCAGUUAUGCCAGGCUGUUGACCUCAUGCUGUUCCUGACCUGGGCCUGGGAUAAAACUCCUGAUGCUGUGUUUGCUAUAGUUAGGACCCCCACAACAUGCCUGCUGACUUCCUACAAAUCCCACUGGGGCUGCAGACCUCCUCCUCACCUCUCCUCUUGGCUGUCCUGGAUCCUCUUCCAUGAGAAGCUAUGGGAUCCCAUGCCUGCCCCCUUGUAGUUACAUGUGUCACUGGGGGCAUCAGGCUCAGCCACACAAUUAAAAUCCAACACAUUUCUUCCAGAAACAAACUUUGUGACAUUUGACCAAUAAACUUUUUCCUUGCCUCCCAAUA